GCUUGGCUAAUUGCGGGGAGAGGAGAUCAAAAAAGAAAACAGCCAUGGCGGCCGAGAUUCAUUCGAGGCCACAGAAUUCCAGGCCUGUCCUCCUGAACAAAAUCGAAGGGCACCAAGAUUCAGUGACUGCCGCGAUCUUAAUUCCGAAGGAGGACGGAGUCAUCACAGUCAGUGAAGACAGGACUAUUCGAGUAUGGCUGAAGAGAGACAGUGGACAGUACUGGCCCAGCAUUUACCAUACUGUGUCCUCUCCAUGUUCAUGCAUGGCAUACCACCAAGAAAGCAAGCGGAUCUUCAUAGGACAGGACAAUGGAUCUAUUGUGGAGUUUCUUAUUUCCGAAGAUUUCAACAAGAUGAACCAUGUGAAAACAUACCCAGCUCAUCAGGGACGUGUGUCAGACAUGGUGUUCUCUUUGCUGAGUCAGUGGGUGGUGAGUACAGGGUAUGACAAGAGUGUCAGCUGGAUGUGCACCCAGAGCGGCUCCAUGCUGGGAUGCCACUUCUUCAGCUCCUGGGCCUCAUGUCUUCAGUAUGAUGAUGAUACCCAGCAUGCAUUUGUUGGUGACUACUCGGGACAAAUCACCUUGCUGAAAUUGGAAAGACAAACAUAUUCCACCAUAACGACUUUGAAGGGACAUGAAGGAAGUAUAGGAGCUCUGUGGUGGGACCCGGUGAAAAGAUGGCUGUUCUCCGGUGCAUCGGAUCACAGUAUAAUCAUGUGGGACAUUGGCGGGAGAAAGGGUCGCACACUACUACUGCAGGGACACCAUGAAAAGGUGCAGGCUCUGCGGUAUCUUCAGCUGUCUAAGCAGUUGGUCUCCUGCUCUGCUGAUGGAGCUAUUGCAGUGUGGAACAUGGAUGUGCCACGGGAGGAGGCUCCACAGUGGUUGGAUAGUGACUCGUGUCAGAAGUGUGAACAGCCAUUUUUUUGGAACAUUAAGCAAAUGUGGGACACUAAGACCCUGGGUCUCCGACAACACCAUUGCAGGAAAUGCGGUAAGGCAAUUUGUGGGAAGUGUAGCUCUAAGCAUUCAACCUACCCCAUCAUGGGCUUUGAGUUCCAGGUGAGAAUGUGUGAUGACUGCUACAACACAAUCAAAGAGGAAGAUCGAAUACCUAUGGCUAUGUUCCAUGAAGGGAAGCACAACAUAUCUCACAUGGACAUGGACAUUUCUAGAGGCCUUAUGGUCACCUGUGGGAAUGACCGUGUUGUUAAGAUGUGGGACAUGAUCCAAGUGGUUGGCUAUAACACUUCAGCAGGCUAUCAAUGAGUGAAUGAAACACUUGAAGCUUCACCCAUGCUUUCUUACCACAGAAGCCCAUUAAAGGACCUCUCGACUUAUGAAUCCA
Messenger RNA from Ictalurus punctatus (channel catfish), 1350 nucleotides. RefSeq names its product WD repeat and FYVE domain containing 1 (gene wdfy1). The record is from RefSeq and is marked provisional. NCBI's taxonomy places the organism in Eukaryota, Metazoa, Chordata, Actinopteri, Siluriformes, Ictaluridae. Gene Ontology annotation, molecular function: metal ion binding; protein binding.